Molecule: messenger RNA, 2282 nt
Organism: Helianthus annuus (common sunflower)
Lineage: Eukaryota; Viridiplantae; Streptophyta; Magnoliopsida; Asterales; Asteraceae
Product: protein WEAK CHLOROPLAST MOVEMENT UNDER BLUE LIGHT 1
Exons: 2
Coding region: 50-2170 (706 amino acids)
Source: RefSeq, a predicted model, not a curated record
AAGUAUUAAUUUUCUUGGUUAAUGACAUUUCUGAUCGGAUCAUUCCGCAAUGGAUGAUAUAAAAGUUGUUGGAGAGGGUUCUACAAAUUUACCGAAUGAUAAACGCAUUUCAGGUGGCUCAAUGCCAGUAAAGAGUACAUCUGACGAACCUGAAACCGAACAAGAAACCUUAAUCCACGCAAACCCCCCUGAUCAUACCUCUGACAAUAUUUCCACAAGCAUAGAAACAAUGCCUGAUGAUUCGUUGUUCCCGACAGAAAAAGAUAGUCCCAUGCGCGACUAUCUUGUUCAAGAAGUACCCUUAUCCCCUUGGGGACUUGCAAAGGGACAAAAUGGCAACGAUAAGUCACCGAGCUUGAAAGUAAGUGAUAUUGAUACAGCUGCACCUUUCGAGUCUGUUAAAGAAGCUGUUUCGAGGUUUGGUCGCGUUGUUGAUUGGAAAGCGCAUAGAGUUCAGACCACGGAGAAACGUGUGUAUAUCGAACAACAACAACAUGAGAAACCAAAUGAUGAGAUUCUGUUAAUGAAGAAAAAAUCUGAAGCAGAAGAAGAAGCCAGACUGCAAAAGGAGCUAGACAGCACUAAGAGGCUCAUAGAAGAACUAAAUUUGAAGCUCGAACGAGCACAGACCGAAGAACAUGAAGCCAAACAAUACUUUGAACUUGUGAUGCUCGGAGUAGAAGAAACGGAUCAAGGGGUUGCUGAUGAUUCUAGUGUUGCAGCCAAAGCACAGCUCGAGGUUGCAGUUGCGGAGCUGGCAAGUGUUAAAGACGAGCUUGAAUAUCAACGUAAAGACUAUGAUUUAUUGGUGUCUGAGAAAGAUAUAGCUGUAGAAAGAGCUCGGGAAGCAGCGUCUUCAUUAAAAGAUGUUGAGAGACAAGUAGAAAACUUAACUAUCCAACUGAUGAUGACAAAAGAAUCUUUGGAAUCGACACGUGCUGCUCAUUUAGAGGCUGAAGGACACAGAAUUGAAGCAGACAUGGCACGCGAGCAAGACGCUUUGAUAUGGAAUCAAGAACUGGAACAAGCACAAGAGGAGCUUGAGAAAGCCAACCAACAGAUUCGCUCGAUUGAAAACAAGAAAUCUACACUAGCUACCGCUACAGCAUUGCUUCACGGCUUGAAGAACGAAUUAGCGGCUUACAAGGAAUCAAAGUUGACUCGAGAUAAUCCUGAGAACAGUAUACAAGCAGCAAAGAAGAAUGUGGAAGAUGUGAAACAAAACAUUACAAAAGCAACAGAAGAGAUUGCUUAUUUAAAAACGGCUGUGAGUUCGUUAAAAAACGAGCUCGAGAGAGAAAAGGCCGCCCUUGCUGCCGUUAGGAAAAGCGAAGGGAUGGCGGAGGUGGUGGUUGCUUCUCUUGAAGCCGAACUAAACCGAACAAUAUCAGAAGUUGCUCUUGUUCAAUCAAAAGAAAAAGAAGCCCGGAAAAAAAUGGUGGAGCUCCCGAGACAACUACAAAAGGCAGCCCAAGAGACAGAUCAAGCAAAAUCACGGGCUCAAGAAGCCCGUGAAGAGCUAAAGAAAGCAAAAGAAACGGUAGAACAAGCUAAAGAUGGAGCAAGUACAAUGGCAAGCAGACUACUUGCUGCUCAAAAGGAAAUAGAAGCGGCAAAAGCUAUAGAAAAGUUAGCUCUAGCAGCCAUUGAUGCACUUCACAAGCCUGAAAACGAGCCGAAAACGGGAGUUACGCUUACUAUGGAGGAAUAUUGUGAAUUAAGUAACAAAGCCCAUGAAGCAGAAGAGGCGGCUCACACACGGGUGGCUGAAGCAGUUUCACUUAUUGAUGUAGCAAAGGAAACUGAAUCAAAAAGGUUGAGUAAACUGGAGCAAGUGACCUUAGAAUUAGCUGCAAGAAAGCAAGCUUUUGAUGCUGCAUUGCAGAAAGCCGAAAAGGCGGAACAAGGAAAGCUGGGUGUCGAAAAGGAUCUGAGAAAGUGGAGAGCUGAACACGAGCAAAGGCGGAAAGCAGGACUCGGGGUGGGGUUGAGGGAAGGUUUUGAAGAGGUGAAGAGCUUUAGUGUAAGGGCCAUUAGCCCUUUUAACCAUAACUCGAUGCCCGUGUUGAAGACGGUUUUACCUGAAAGGAACAGCAACUCGGCUGAAUUGUCGCCUGAGGUGAGGAGUUUAAAGAAAAAGAAGAGGUCGUUUUUCCCGAUAUGGAUUUGAGAAAAGAAAGAAACAUAGUUGAACAUGUAACACAUUUUGUUGUUUUUUAAUGUGAUUCAUUUGCAUAUUUGAUCAUAAUAUUGAAAUACAAUAAGUUUUAUUAUGUAACAAA